Argentina anserina (silverweed cinquefoil) is the source of this 2474-nucleotide messenger RNA. RefSeq names its product CDPK-related kinase 5. Gene Ontology annotation, cellular component: cytoplasm; nucleus. Lineage: Eukaryota; Viridiplantae; Streptophyta; Magnoliopsida; Rosales; Rosaceae. Gene Ontology annotation, biological process: peptidyl-serine phosphorylation; protein autophosphorylation; intracellular signal transduction. Bases 261 to 2090 code for a protein of 609 amino acids. The transcript has 11 exons. Gene Ontology annotation, molecular function: ATP binding; calmodulin binding; calcium/calmodulin-dependent protein kinase activity. The record is from RefSeq and is a predicted model, not a curated record.
UCAAAAAAAAAAAGCUCUUCUCUCUCUCUCUCUCUCUCAUCUCAGAUUUUUAUUUAUCAGAAAAAAGCCAAAACCUCUUAAAAUUGGGGUUCGGAGAAUUUGAAAUUCGAAUUUAGAGGCGAGAAUUUGGGGUUGGAGGAGAAUUUUCCGGAGCUUGGAGUUAAGUGAGCUAAUGCUCUGACGCUGGAAUUUCGGAGCUGAAAUCCCCAGACUCGGUGUCUGUUUGGGGAUAUAAGAAGAAGUAGUGUGAAUUUACCGAAAUGGGUCUCUGCACGUCCAAGCCGGCGUUCUCGACCUCCUCUACUUCGUCGCCGCAGUCGGAUUCUCAGCUCGGGAAAGAUCCGGCGAAGGAGAAUCCGAGCUCGGCGGAUGUGGAAAACCCUAGAAAUGAGCAGAACGGAGGAGUGGAGGAGGAGAGAGUGAUCGCCGUCAAGAAGUCGCCGUUCUUCCCGUUCUACAGUCCGAGCCCGGCGCACUACUUCUCGUCGAAGAAGUCUCCGGCGAGAUCUCCGGCGAAUGCGUCGGCCAAGUCGACGCCGAACCGGUUCUUCAAGCGGCCGUUCCCGCCGCCGUCGCCGGCGAAGCACAUACGGGCGCUGCUGGCGCGGCGGCACGGGACGGUGAAGCCGAACGAGGCGAUUCCGGAGGGGAGUGAGGUCGACGGAGGCGGCGUGGCUGGGCUGGACAAGAGCUUUGGGUUCUCGAAGCAUUUGAGUAACAAGUAUGAGCUCGGAGAAGAAGUUGGGCGAGGGCAUUUUGGGUAUACUUGCAAAGCUACCUUCAAGAAGGGUGAGCUCAAAGGCCAGCAGGCUGCAGUUAAAGUCAUCCCUAAAGUCAAGAUGACUACUGCGAUUGCGAUUGAGGAUGUGAGGAGGGAAGUCAAGAUAUUGAAGGCUUUGACCGGGCAUAGCAAUCUAGUGCAAUUUUACGACGCAUACGAAGACCAUGAUAAUGUCUACAUAGUUAUGGAGCUGUGUGAAGGAGGGGAGCUCUUGGAUAGGAUACUUGCGAGGGGUGGGAAAUAUACGGAGGAAGAUGCAAGGACCGUGAUGAUACAGAUAUUGAAUGUUGUUGCAUUUUGCCACCUCCAGGGUGUAGUCCAUCGUGAUCUUAAGCCGGAGAAUUUUCUGUUUACAUCGAUGGAUGAAGAUUCACAGUUGAAGGCUAUAGACUUUGGUCUUUCAGAUUUUGUUAAACCGGAUGAAAGGCUUAACGACAUUGUUGGUAGUGCAUACUAUGUAGCCCCGGAAGUGUUACAUAGGGCUUAUGGUACAGAGGCUGAUGUCUGGAGUGUAGGUGUAAUUGCAUACAUUCUAUUGUGUGGCAGCCGCCCAUUUUGGGCUCGAACUGAGUCUGGAAUUUUUCGGGCAGUUCUAAAAGCUGAUCCAAGUUUUGAUGAACCGCCUUGGCCAACUCUGUCUACAGAGGCAAGCGAUUUUGUCAAGCGCCUAUUGAAUAAAGACCCAAGGAAAAGAAUGACAGCUGCGCAGGCAUUAAGUCAUCCCUGGCUCAAAAAUUACAGCACUGUUAAAAUUCCUCUGGACAUACUAAUAUUCAAGCUCAUGAAGGUUUAUAUGCGGUCAUCACCUCUUCGCAAAACUGCUUUAAGGGCUCUUUCCAAGACAUUGACUGCUGAUGAGCUCUGCUUUUUAAAGGAGCAGUUUGCACUCUUAGAACCAAACAAAAAUGGCACAAUAAGCUUAGAAAAUAUUAAAACGGCCUUGAUGAAAAAUGCAACUGAUGCAAUGAAGGAGGCACGAAUUGCUGAUUUUCUAGCAUCGCUUAAUGCAUUACAAUACAGAAGGAUGGAUUUUGAGGAAUUUUGUACAGCUACACUAAGUGUCCACCAACUUGAGGCUCUGGACCGUUGGGAACAACAUGCUCGUUGUGCAUAUGAACUUUUUGAUAAGGAAGGCAAUCGGGCUAUUGUCAUUGAGGAACUGGCUUCGGAACUUGGUCUUGGCCCAUCUGUCCCUGUUCAUGCGGUUCUUCACGACUGGAUUAGGCACACCGAUGGGAAGCUGAGUUUCCUUGGAUUUGUGAAAUUGUUGCAUGGCGCAUCUAGUCGGGUGGUUGCAAAAGCUCAAUGACAGUGUCAAUGAGAUCAAGAAGUAUAGAUUGGCCAUGGUGUCUUGACCAAUAAAACAAUGCUUGGUUAAAUAAGAAAUUUUCUGGACCCGAUAUUCUUGAUUUUCACGGCUGCAAUCCAACACGAUCAUUUGAUGGAAUGCUCCAGCUCAUGUACACUGGGAGCGGAGUUAAUUUUAGUCGUGGUUUUUUCCACUGUAAAUCUGUAGUUUUAGUUAGUGUGUUUAGUUGCAGAUAGAAUAGUGCUCCAGACCGUUUUACCAGACGAUCACAGACCAUGUUUAUGACAUAUUGACUGGCGCGACAUGCGAUUACCUGUAUCAUUUCUCUGUAUCUCUCUUAUUAAGUUUCCAGCUAAAGUUGACAGAGGCUCAUUUCAGACAUCA